UCAUCCAAAGUUCUUCCCUUUUAUGCACAUAACGUUCACAUUGACCUUUUAGAAAACAUACCCAUUUUUUUGUUCUAAAUUUUAAAGCUUCUGAAUUGGGGUAGCAGCUAAAAAUAGGAAAAAGAAAGAAAGUAGAAAAGAGGUAUGAAUGCCAUAAAAGAUACAGUUUCUGAGAAGCUUUCACGUCUUUUUUCUGAUUCUCCUUCUAAAUCUUCUGAUCAACAACCUCCUGAUCAGGCCAGGCCAUACACCAAAGAGGGUAGAUCUUUAUCAUCUAUACUUUCUUUCUUUCUACCAUCGACAAAUUUUGUUAAGCUCAGAGAUCAAAAUGAUGUCAAGUCACUUCAAUCUCAUUCUUUUACGUGGAGAAGUAAAAGUUUCUCAUGGCGCGAUAGACCUUUGGAAAGAUACACAGAUUGUGAUGAUCAUGACGAUUACAAAGAGAUGCCAAACGAACCAUUCUAUACACCUAGAUGUAAUGGAGAACCUAAUUCUGCAAGGAGUGUCGCCAGUGGUUUCGAAGCUUUUGAAGAUGUUCCUGAUGGAGACAAUUUAGAGCAAUCCGUGCCUAAUCUCAUUGAUGAUUCUGUUUUCAUUUCUCCGGGCUUGUAUGAUUUUUUCCAGUCUUCCCUCCCUAAUAUAGUGAAAGGUUGUCAAUGGGUCUUGUUAUAUAGCACUGCGAAACAUGGUAUAUCACUUCGUACUCUAAUUCGCAAGAGCGCUGAUACUUCUGGUCCUUGCUUACUGAUUACUGGUGAUAAGCAAGGUGCUGUAUUUGGUGGGUUGCUUGAGGCACCACUCAAGCCUACCGCGAAGAGGAAGUACCAAGGAACAAUUCAAACAUUUGUAUUCACAACUGUAUAUGGUGAACCAAGGCUAUUUAGACCUACGGGUGCCAACAGAUAUUUUUACUUGUGCAUGAAUGAUUUCCUGGCACUUGGAGGCGGUGGACAUUUCGCGUUAUGCUUGGAUGGAGAUCUGUUAUCUGGCAAUAGUGGACCUUGUGAUACAUUUGGGAACUCGAGCUUGGCACAUAAUGAAGAGUUUGAGUUGAAGAAUGUUGAGUUGUGGGGUUUUACACAUGCAUCUCGGUACCUUACCUCGUAGCAAGCUUGAAAUGUUAUUUUUCUUUUUUACCUGUUAAAAAUUAGAAAUAUGAUUAUUUAUUCUUUCAUGUCCAAGAAGCAUUCGUCUCCAUUUUGAUCUUGGAGUGUUCCUGCUGUACAUGGACAAGUUGUAUUAAGAAAUGAGAUUCUAGUUAGUGUAGAUUAAAUUAGCUAAUCAUUAUGAUUGUAAGUACUCAUUCUUCUUGUUUAUAACAUUAUGGAUCCUUCUAGCCUGCAAAGGCUCUUCUAAUCAUACAAAAUACAGGUUUUAGCA
Nicotiana attenuata is the source of this 1380-nucleotide messenger RNA. RefSeq names its product oxidation resistance protein 1-like. Lineage: Eukaryota; Viridiplantae; Streptophyta; Magnoliopsida; Solanales; Solanaceae. The record is from RefSeq and is a predicted model, not a curated record. The transcript is spliced from 8 exons. Bases 145 to 1107 code for a protein of 320 amino acids.